AUGUUUGGACAACGAGUUAAUUCAUUAAUUUUUUAUUCUAAACUUUAUUCAAAAUAUAAUAAUUUAUGAACAAUAUAUUUAAAUAGUUUAAAUUGAAAUUGUUAUUUUUUGAAUAUUAUUAAAUUUAUUAAUUGUUUAAUUUAUUUAAAACAAAAAAUUUUAUUAAAUAAUUUUAAUUUUUUUUCUUUAAAUAAUAAAUAUAAAUUUCAAUUAAAUAUAAAUUGUAUUUUUUAUUUUUAUAAUUAUUUUUUAAAACUUAAGAUUUUUAUAAAAGAAAUUAAUAAUAUUAAAAGAAUUUAUAAAAAAAUAGAUAAUUUAAAUAAUUUAAAACAAAAAUAUUAUAUUUAUAUUAAUUUUUUAAUAUUAAAGAAUCCUUUUUCUUCUAUAACUUAUUUAUUUUAUUAUGUUAUAAAAAAAUUUAAACAAACUUUAUCUUUACGUAAGAUUUUAAAACAACUUUCUUUAUUAAUACUUAAUAUUAAGAAAACUUCUAUUAAAGGUAUUAAAAUUUUAGUUUCAGGUAAAAUUAAUGGAGUAGUUAUAGCAAAAAAGGAAACAUGUAAUUAUGGUUUAAACUAUUUUAAUAAAUAUGUUUAUAAUAUAAAAUAUAAUGUAUUUUAUUUAAAAACAAAAUUUGGAGUUUUAGGAUUUAAAUUUUGGAUAUUUUUAAUUUAA
This is a messenger RNA of Toxoplasma gondii ME49, 675 nucleotides long. The record is from the annotation of a RefSeq genome assembly. Lineage: Eukaryota; Apicomplexa; Conoidasida; Eucoccidiorida; Sarcocystidae.